AUGAAACUUGCACUAGUUUUUGAUAUUUCACUGGUGAUGUUAUCAAUUCGCAACAAAAGUACUUACAAAACGCUCAAAAUACUACUACUACAAAAAAAAAAAUUUCUCACCACAAUUAUACCCACUAUCAAAUCAAAUUACAACCAAAUGACAAAUCACAAUAAUACAAAUCAUUUAAUUAUUCUUCCAUGUCAUUCCAUUUGGAAACAAGGCGGUCGAACAUUAGGUGAUUCACGUGAUGAAUGGCAUCUUGUAGAUUUCCAAAUUGAAGGAUAUGAUCAUCUUUCAAUGAAACAUCAUAUAUUACUUAGUAUUUCUGAAUUAAAUCAAGAUCCUAAAUCACAUUUAAUUAUAUCAGGAGGAGAAACUAAAAAAGAAGCAGGACCCAUUUCUGAAUCUUUAAGUUAUUAUAUGUUAGCUAAAGAAUUAUUUAAAAAUGAUGAAGAAUUAAUUUUAGAUAGAAUAUCUACUGAAACUUUUGCUAGAGAUUCUUUUGAAAAUGUUGUGUUUCUGAUAUGUCGAUUUUAUGAAAUAUUUGGAACAUAUCCUGAACGUAUAACUAUUGUUGGAUUUGAAUUUAAAAGAAAAAGAUUCUUGGAUCUUCAUUUGGAAACGGCUUUAUUAUUUCCUAAAGAAAAAGUUGUGUAUAUUGGUAAUGCACCUGAUCCUAAAGAUAUUACUGAUAAAGAAGAAAAAGAAAGAUAUUUUAAAGAGAUUGAUGAGAAUGAAUAUAAAUUUGCAGUUAGUUUAUUUGAAACUGAUUGGUAUGGAAUAAAUAGUGGAUUAUUGAAAAAGAAAAUGAAAAGAAAUCCGUUUAAUAGAUAUCAUGGAUAUGUACAAAGUAAUCCUCAUUUAGCAGAUUUCUUAAUUGCCAUUCAUGAUAAUUCAUCAAAAACUAAUGAAAAUGAGAAAAUAAGAGAUUUACUUCUACAUAUGCCUUGGAUAGAAUAA
This is a messenger RNA of Candida tropicalis MYA-3404, 951 nucleotides long. RefSeq lists its product as uncharacterized. The record is from RefSeq and is a predicted model, not a curated record. Gene Ontology annotation, cellular component: cytoplasm. The coding region runs from base 1 to 951 and encodes 316 amino acids. The transcript has a single exon. Lineage: Eukaryota; Fungi; Ascomycota; Pichiomycetes; Serinales; Debaryomycetaceae.